AUGACCUCGCCUGCUGGACGCGCCACGGAGUCUCCAGGCCCUCGCUCAAGCGCCGCUAUCAUUCUGGGUCGGCAGCUGAAGCAGAUGCAAAGCGAUAAAGACAUACCCGGUAUCAGCUGUGGUCUUGUGGACAAUAACAUAUUCGAGUGGGAAGUCAUGCUUAUGCUCAGUGACGAGCAAGACAGUCUAUAUGGAGGAGGCAUCUUCAGGACGCGGAUGAUCUUCCCAAGCACUUACCCGCAUCUUCCGCCCAAAAUGAAAUUCGAGACACCGAUCUUCCACCCCAAUGUCUACCCGAACGGCGAGGUCUGCAUUAGCAUAUUACAUCCACCUGAGGAAGACCAGUACGGCUAUGAGUCUGCCUCAGAGCGGUGGUCACCCGUGCAAACGCCGGAGACAAUUCUCCUAUCAGUAAUCAGUAUGCUGGGCAGCCCGAAUGAUGAAUCUCCAGCUAAUAUUGAGGCCGGUAAACUUUGGCGGACGGAUCAGAAGGAGUUCAAGAGGCGUGUAAGGAAGUGUGUACGGGAUAGCCAAGAGAACGCAUGGGAAUAG
Dissoconium aciculare CBS 342.82 is the source of this 552-nucleotide messenger RNA. RefSeq names its product ubiquitin-conjugating enzyme. Gene Ontology annotation, cellular component: endoplasmic reticulum; cytosol. Bases 1 to 552 code for a protein of 183 amino acids. The transcript is spliced from 2 exons. NCBI's taxonomy places the organism in Eukaryota, Fungi, Ascomycota, Dothideomycetes, Mycosphaerellales, Dissoconiaceae. The record is from RefSeq and is a predicted model, not a curated record.